AUGAGCUCCCUACUACUACCUAAGGCAUCAUCAGCAUCACUAGCACUAUCAACACCACUCAACAAGAAGGCUAAGGGUGCUUAUGAUGCCCAGAAUUCCCAGGAUAACGAGGAAUGGGUAUCUGGUUCCUCUGCUGUUAAGUGGUCUACGCUAAGGAAGAUGAAGGACCUUGGCGACCAACUACAUCUAAAGGUGAAGAAAGGCUUCCAAGAGCAGUCCAUGGAGUUGGCUACCGCCCAGCAUCAAAUACAGCUCCUCCAGGCCCAAGUCAACAAUAGCAUCACUAGGAAGAGGAAGGCUGUUCACAUCGACCCAAACACGAAGUUCGCGACCAUUAGCGACGUACGGCAGGCCCAGAUUGAGGCUGGCGAUGCCCUCGAUGAUACACAUGAAUCCAGCGCCUCUGAAUACCCUAGUGAGGCCGAAAGCUGUAUAAUAGUGGCAGCGAUACCCAGUCGAUAG
Molecule: messenger RNA, 462 nt
Organism: Colletotrichum aenigma
Lineage: Eukaryota; Fungi; Ascomycota; Sordariomycetes; Glomerellales; Glomerellaceae
Exons: 2
Coding region: 1-462 (153 amino acids)
Source: RefSeq, a predicted model, not a curated record